UGAACAGGAACAUUAUUCGUACUUUGUGUCAAUUCAGUAAAUUCGCUAUAUUUACCCCUUUUCUUCUUCUUUUCUUUCUUCCCCUUACCUCCGUGCACUGUAUAUAACCCACCGGACUAUUCGAUUCGCCCUCUUUCUAUAUCAGGAGCACCGCCUCCUAUUCAACUCGGUCCCCCUGUUCCGAACCACGGUUCAUGCCAACGGGCUGGCAGCAUAAACAGACGAUUUCCAUCCGUGAGAGCGUCUGAAGACUUCCCCCGACAGACCGACCGUUUCAUAUAACUCAGAAUCUCAAACAUGGCCUCUGUUACGUCACUGGAUAAGGAUUUGCGCAGUCUGCGGCUGUCCCGCUAUACCCCGCAGGCUGCCGCAGAAGUCCGCGACUGGAUUGAAGAAGUCCUCCGCGAGAGACUACCAGCCGGGGAUCUUCUGGAUGCGCUCAAAGAUGGCGUCGCUUUGUGCAGACUGGUCAACCUGGCCGUUUCCCCCGGCGUCAAGUAUAAGCAGUCAUCGAUGCCCUUUGUACAGAUGGAAAACAUCUCACACUUCCUUCGCGCGUGCCAAAUCCCGCCCCUGGGUCUUCCCCCGCAUGAUGUCUUCCUUACCGUCGAUCUCUACGAGGCUAAGGAUCCCGCACAAGUUCUUCAGUGUUUGGUCGCCUUCAGUAGAAGAGCUAAUGCUCUCCAACCCGGCAAAUUCCCUCGUUCGAUUGGUCCGCAGAGUAAGGUCAGCACUUUGAGCCCGAAUGCGACCGGCUCGAGUCAGGGGACCCAUACACCCUCUAGACCGCGGGGACUUAGUAACGCGACCUCCAGCGCUUCUGGAUACUCGAGUCCGGCGAAGUCUCCGGGCCCGGUGAGCAGUUGGAGCAAGAAGACGGAUGAGCAUACGACAAUGCCAGCUUGGAAUAUUCACCAAUACGGUUAUAUGGGCGGUGCCAGUCAGGGCAAUCAAGGGGUCGCGUUCGGUGCUCGUCGACAGAUCACAACUGCUGGGCCACAUGUGCCAAGUCUAGCUGAAAAGGAGAAGCGCAGACGGGAAGAAGAAGACCGCCGCCGCUUGGAGGUCGAGGAAGCAGAGCGCAAACGCCAACAAGAGCGGGAAGCCGAGGAAGCCCGUGCUCGAGCGGAGGAAGAGCGCCUGUGGGAGGAGGAAACUAACCGCCAGAGGGAGCAAGAGCGACUCCAGGUCGAGGAAGAGCGAAAGCGAUGGAAUGACGAACAGCGGCAGUGGGAACAGGACGAGGAGCGGCGUCAGCGAGAGGAGAAAGAGGCCGAAGAGAGGCUGGAGAGUGAGAGACUGCGUCGUCGGGAAGUUAACGAUAGUCGCCUCAAUGGACAGUUCCUCAGUCAAUACCAAGCAAGUCAAGCUGGAGCUAGCCAAGCUGCUCCCGAGCCUUCCGAGAGUCGGCGCAUAAGAGAACUUGAGCGAGAGCUGGAGUCCGCAAAACAAAGAGAGGCGGAAUAUCAGCGUGAACGCAAGGAAAUGCUAGAGAAACAGGCAGCACCUGCUGCGACUCGCGCUCCUCGCCCAGUACGGGUACCUCCCAAGCCUAGCUACGAUUUGUCUUCCCUCGAGCAGGAGAGGCGACUCCUUCGCAAGGAAUGGAGCAACCAUCAGACUGAAGAGCCGAUUGCUGAAGCGGCCAGCCCUCCUUCUCUACCGCCCCGGCCGCUCCCCGAGUCAGCCGCUACUUCGCCCCGACCCCUUCCUGACCCAUCGCUCUACGCUCCAAAAAGCCCUAUCCAGGAAAGUCGUGUAGACCGUUUCCUCGCAUCCAAUCGACCUCCCGUUGUAUCCAAGCCAGCCACCCAUCGCCCACAGGAUUACACAACAACGGCUGAAGUCGACGCGGAAAACAGCCGCCGAGUGGCAGCACAACAAAAGACCAAGGCAGGCGGAUGGGCCUCCAAGUCCCUGCUCGAACGUGAAAUGGAGCGUGAGCGCGAGCGCCAGCGUGAGUGGGAAGAGAGCCAGAAGCAAACACAAGAAGCAGCCGCCAAAGGUCUAAAGGACGGUUCCCUCGGAGUCGGACCCGGACAAGGAGCUUGGGAUGUGCACCAGUACGGCUUUAUGGGCGGCGACAACCAGAACCGGGGCGGCCAUGGACUAGGAGUUGGAGGCGCAAGGAGACAGAUCAUUGGACCUCGUCCUCCUCCGUGAUCAAACAUGGCGAAUUAAGGGUGGUAUGGUAUCUUAGUCAAAAUGUGUUCAUCCACAUUUGAGGGCCGUACGGGGGAGGAGUCGAGCUGUCUCAUGGAGGAUUGAUUCUAUUACCCAGCGUAUUCUUCCGUCUAUCGAUAUUUUCUUUUCUUGUUAACGGCGGUUCUUCGUGCUUUUUAUAAUUGAUUCCAGACAUUGUUUCAAAUAUUGGUGGUUAGCUGUAGAUAAGCUAUACGCAAGCUAAAUAGGUUUAUCUAAUCAGGAUAUAAAAAAAGUGAAGCACCUCAGAAGCAACCUAACAUGCUAAACGCAAGAUAUACAUAUAUAUAUAUAUAUAUAUAAAGGGACAAGAAAGGGUAUCUAUACGACAGAUUCGAG
Molecule: messenger RNA, 2541 nt
Organism: Aspergillus alliaceus
Lineage: Eukaryota; Fungi; Ascomycota; Eurotiomycetes; Eurotiales; Aspergillaceae
Product: calponin homology domain protein
Exons: 2
Coding region: 298-2163 (621 amino acids)
Molecular function (GO): protein binding
Source: RefSeq, a predicted model, not a curated record